AUGACUGGUACGGUCGCCGUCAGAGUCGCGCUUCUGGAGCUCGGGCCUCUGCCGCUGGAGGUACUACUGCUGGAGACCCUAGGUCUGGGGGUGCUGGAUCUGGGGGUGCUGCUGCUGGUGGAGCUGGUCCUGGAGGAGCUGGCGCUGAGGCUUCUGGAGCUGCUGUGGGUACUGGAGCUGCUGGUACUGGUGGCACUGCACAGCCGCGCCUGUUCUUCGCUCCACCGUCUCCGUCGUCUCAGCCACCGCCUGACUCUUUUUGGUCGUUCCAAUCGUCAUGUUCCUCGUCCGAGUCAGCCGGCUGUCCCCGGCACCCACCUAGUAGUGCGUCGUCCUUCCUCUCCUCCACAGCAAGUUCCUCUGCCGUCUCCUCCUGCGUCUUCUUUGCAUGACGUUCUAGAGCUUGAGUCUGAUCGCGCUCGUGCUGCUCAUCCUACUGUCACGCGUCUGCUAGCCACAGCUGUCACUGACCCGUCAUUUGAGUCUGCUUCUGCAUCUGCCUUAGUCACUGAGCUGGUUAACUUUGCUGCUGCCUGCCGUCUAGACUACGCCACUAGUCUUGUUGUUGAGUCUGAAUCUGUCCAUCCUCCGUCCUUCGGGGGUGAGUGUGCUCUUGGACCGGACGUCCUUGAGGAUAUGCAGGAGGACCUUGAGUGUCUUGCAGCCGCUGCGCCUCAUCUCGUGUCCAUGCUGCUUGCCCCUGAGGGAGACCCGGAUGCACCAGACAUCCCGACUCCGCGAUUUUGA
Messenger RNA from Closterium sp. NIES-65, 747 nucleotides. Lineage: Eukaryota; Viridiplantae; Streptophyta; Zygnematophyceae; Desmidiales; Closteriaceae. The record is from the annotation of a GenBank genome assembly.